Alosa sapidissima (American shad) is the source of this 809-nucleotide messenger RNA. RefSeq names its product vegetative cell wall protein gp1-like. The transcript is spliced from 2 exons. The coding region runs from base 48 to 584 and encodes 178 amino acids. Lineage: Eukaryota; Metazoa; Chordata; Actinopteri; Clupeiformes; Clupeidae. The record is from RefSeq and is a predicted model, not a curated record.
UCUCUCUGUUUGUCUAGUCAAAGUCCUGUAUUACGAUCUGACUACAAAUGGACCCAGCAGACUCGGAUUUCCCAAUGGAGGAGCUAAAUCAAGUGGAGUACACCUUCAGCAGGCUCAACUCGGAGCUAGUGAAGUCCACUGACUUGGAGCGCCGGCAUGCCAUUUGUUCUUUGAUGGAAAGGACUAUUUCCUCAAGGCCUUGGCUACAGAAGGUUCCAGGAAUGGCUACCCUGGCUGACCAGCUCUCAGGUCUGGGUAAGAGCCUUCAGUCCCUCCUUGUUCCCUCCUGUAAACCAGUUUUUGAGGCAGCUAGUCUCCCGCCUGACCCUGCCCCUCCAGCCCAUUGCCAGGGGCUUAGGGUGGGUGUGCUGUGCCUUCAGCCGGCUGCUUCAGGUCCAGAACCCCAGCCUGAGGAGUUCCAGUUCCCCCCAGAACUCCUCCAGGUCCCUCGGGCUCCCUCCAGGAGGAUCCGUGCCAAGCGUUGGCCAACCUGGUCAUCCGACACCAUGCCUCCUGUGCCCGGUCCAGAGGCGCCCUCUCCUGUGCCCGCAGCCCACUCGCCCGACGCCACGCCUGCAGCCUAGUCUUCCGACAUCGGAGUUACCAUCCUAGUCACCAUUCCAGUCACCGUCCCUGUUACUGUCCCUGUCACCAUCCCAGUCACUGUUCCUGUCACUGUCUUUGUUCCUGUCCCUUCCCCAGUCCAGUCUUGUUUUGCCUGUUCCCCAUGUGCUUUGUGUUACCUGCAGGUCAUCUGUCUUUGUCUCCACCCCAUCUCCUUAUUUGGUCUGUGCUUCCUGUCUUGUUUG